CUCUCUACCCUCCCUUCCUUCUUUUCUCUUCUUAUAAAAAGAUGGCUGAGAUUGCCAGAAGUCUGACCUCCAGAUAAGUAAGGUGUUGUCAUACAUUGAUUGCAUAAUAAAGUUCUCAACACCUCCUCGAAUUAUCUGUAGUGCCUGUCCAAGAUAUCUGUACUACUGGACUAACUUACUGGGUUAUCCUUGUAAUUGGCCCCUGACCAAGGUGUAGACCAUAGAGGUGGAGUCAUGCUUCACACGGCCAUAUCAUGUUGGCAGCCAUUCCUAGGUUUGGCUGUUGUGUUAAUCUUCAUGGGCUCUACAAUAGGCUGCCCAGCCCGCUGUGACUGUUUACCUCACAACAAGUCUGUCUCUUGUCACCGAAAAAGGUUGAUUGCAAUCCCAGAGGGCAUUCCCAUUGAGACCAAAAUCCUAGACCUCAGCAAAAACCGGUUAAAAAGUGUCAACCCUGAGGAAUUUAUGUCUUAUCCUCUGUUGGAGGAAAUAGACCUGAGCGACAAUAUCAUCGCCAAUGUAGAGCCAGGAGCAUUUAACAAUCUUUUCAAUCUGCGAUCCCUUCGCUUGAAAGGAAAUCGCCUGAAACUGGUCCCCCUUGGGGUAUUUACAGGACUGUCCAACCUCACCAAACUUGACAUUAGUGAAAAUAAAAUUGUCAUUUUGCUGGACUAUAUGUUCCAGGACUUGCAUAACCUGAAAUCCCUUGAAGUAGGGGACAAUGAUUUGGUUUAUAUAUCACACAGAGCCUUCAGUGGGCUGCUUAGCCUGGAACAACUCACACUGGAGAAAUGCAACUUAACAGCAGUACCAACAGAAGCCCUCUCCCACCUUCGCAACCUCAUCAGCCUGCAUCUAAGAUAUCUCAACAUCAAUGUUAUGCCUGUUUAUGCCUUUAAAAGACUGUUCCACCUGAAGCAUCUAGAGAUUGACUAUUGGCCUCUAUUGGACAUGAUGCCUGCCAAUAGCCUAUAUGGUCUUAACCUCACAUCCCUCUCCAUCACCAACACCAAUCUAUCUACUAUACCCUACCUUGCCUUUAAACACUUGGUUUACCUAACUCACCUCAACCUUUCUUACAAUCCCAUCAGCACCAUUGAAGCUGGAAUGUUUGCUGAUUUAAUCCGGCUUCAGGAGCUGCAUAUAGUGGGAGCUCAGCUCCGCACCAUUGAACCACAUGCUUUCCAAGGGCUCCGGUUCCUUCGUGUGCUUAAUGUUUCCCAGAACCUGUUGGAAACACUGGAAGAAAAUGUGUUCUACUCACCCAAAGCCCUAGAUGUACUGAGCAUUAGCAACAAUCCCCUGGCUUGUGACUGCCGCCUCCUUUGGAUUCUGCAAAGGCAGCCCCUCUUGCAGUUUGGGGGCCAGCAGCCUAUGUGUGCUGGCCCGGACAGCAUCCGGGAGAGACCAUUCAAGGAUUUCCACAGUACUGCCCUUUCCUUUUAUUUUACCUGCAAAAAGCCUAAGAUCCGUGACAAAAAGAUGCAAUACCUGCUGGUGGAUGAAGGGCAGACAGUCCAGCUGGUGUGCAAUGCCGAUGGUGAUCCACAGCCAGUAAUUUCCUGGGCAACCCCUCGAAGGCGUCUGAUAACCACUAAAUCCAAUGGAAGAGUUACAGUGCUGGGGGAUGGCACCCUAGAAAUACGUUUUGCCCAGGACCAAGACACGGGAGUCUAUGUUUGCAUUGCUAGCAAUGCUGCAGGGAAUGACACUUUCACAGCCUCUCUAACAGUGAAAGGAUUUGCUUCAGAUCGUUUCCUUUAUGCUAACAGGACCCCUAUGUAUAUGACAGACUCUAAUGACACUAGUUCUAAUGGCACCAAUGCAAAUACUUUCUCUCUGGACCUUAAGACAAUACUGGUGUCCACAGCUAUGGGCUGUUUCACAUUCCUUGGAGUGGUUUUAUUUUGCUUCCUCCUCCUCUUUGUAUGGAGUCGAGGAAAAGGCAAGCACAAAAACAGCAUCGACCUUGAGUAUGUCCCCCGCAAAAACAAUGGUGCUGUGGUGGAAGGGGAGGUGGCUGGACCUAGGAGGUUCAACAUGAAAAUGAUCUGAGGUUCUACCACUAGCAGUGCUUUUUUUCUUUUCUGUGGCAUUGUUUGUAUCCAAUAAACCAGCCUGGCAAAUCAAAUUGCUGGGUAGAAGGGCAGCUUGAUGUAGCUGCCCCUUUGUUCAAAUGGGGUAUAUAGGAAACUGGAAGAUUUGUUUGUGGUUGUGCGACAGGGCCUCUCCACCUAGAGGCAGGUGUGUGUGUCAGGGCUUUUCACAGAGUUGGUUUUACUAAUUGUUUGCAUUGCAAAUAUUGGCAUUCUGGGGAUCUCAGUAAUGAACCUGUUGGCUCAUGUUCACGGACAAUUGUUCAACAUUUUCUACCACUACAAAAAGAAAAAGAAAAAAAAAUAAAGAACAACCUACAGUGUAGGAUUUACAUAUUAAAGACACAUUUGUCUAAAACAUACUCUACAGUUAAAAAAAAAAGAGAGAAUUUGUAUCUAUGAUUACCAUUUGUUAAAGCCUUGCACCAUAACCAAUUGCUGGUUCAGCACCACAAAGAAAUUGAUAUAUUCUUUUCUUUUCCUUUUCUUUUCAUGAUUAAGACAACAUAUAAACUGUGUACAUUUUAAAGCAAUACGAAUGAGAGGUUGUGCUUUUACCACUACUGACCCAAGUGUGAUGUCACCAUCUUUUAACUGCAAACAGCAAACAUCGCAGAAUAGAUCCCUGUAGUUACCUAAGGAAAGAUACAUGAAGGGAGAGAUGAAUUUGUCUGAUUGUAGGAAUCCAGGUUACACUACCCAAGGCAAAAUUGUUUUAGCUCUGUUAUCUUCUGUUAAUAUAAAUAAAGGCAUGUGCCUAGUUUUGAUACAGAAUGGAAUAUUUUUUAUACUUGUGAUAUCACACUGGACCAGUUUACUGUAACAAGCCCUUGGAUUCACCCAAAAGAGGGUAAGCCACAAGUUGUGGUUAAAACUAUGAAAAAAAAAGAAGCAAGGUAGGUGUUAACCCUGAAAAUGAACCAUUUUAUCAUAGCUUGGUUUAAAUUUCACAAACCACUGUUAAUGUGUUAAUAGACAACAGAAAAGGGAAAAAAAGGAGGUAAUGAUUUUUAUGUAUUCAUAAGAAAACUCUCACCUUUAUGCUAGUUAAGAUUGAGAAGUCAGACUACAAAAGCUCUUCGGAUAGGAGCUCUUCUCAGAUGCCAAUAAACCAGGUUCAACCAUGCAUAACAGGAGGAUUAUGCAACUAAAGACAUGCUUAAAAUGUGAUGGUCUCCUUAAGGUCCACCUGCUACUAAUUAAAAAGACUUGCUCUCCACUGUCACUAUUUAAUAUUGCAUCUUCCAAGAAAUACUUAUAGAUCUUAAAGUUAAUUUCCAAGAGUGGAUGACUUCAGCUUUUCUCCUUUCUACUUUACAAAUUACAUAAUGCUUGUUUCUCCUCCAUAAUAAUCAAUGGAAGAAAAGAGAAAUCUUAUUGUGAUUUUUAAAGGGGUGAGCAAGGUUGUAUUGAAUAUAACUUAGUUACUAUUUGAUUUGUUGGCUGAUCAAGGGAAAAAAAAGGCUUAAUCCUGCAAGUGUGAAAAGCUGUACUGAUCCCCUUCUCGUUUUGCCAAUUAUAGCUAAUACUUAAUGUUCCAAGAUGCUGGCAUCAUCAAAUGUUGCCUAAAGAUUUUAAAUUCUAAAUAUUUUCCAUUUUGAAAAGGAAUUGACCUCAUCACAAAUGAUUUAAUUCAGAUGAGGCUUAAAUUUUUCCCUAAAUGUUUAGUUAAUGGCUCUUCAAACAGACUGAAUGUCACUAGUAAUCAAUUAAUAGAAAUAUGAAAGAUUAUCUAUUUCACUAGAAUGGAAGAGGCAUGAAAAUGUUAUAUAAUUCACAUUUUGAGAUGGAGCCAAAAUGGCAUCCCAUGAUAUGAUAAAUUAUAAAAGAGUUGAGCUCUGUGUUGUGAAAUGCUAGAAUGAGAAUCUUCCUUUCAAGGGACUUCCCUUUUUUGGUCUUUGAAUUUCAUGGAACUUAAAUAAAAUGGCCCCUAACAAAAAAAAAUUUUUUAAAUGACAAAUGGAGAUUAUUCCUGCCAGUUGAACUGCAACCCAGCUGAAAAUCCUGCUCUACCUUCAAUAAGGAGAGUAAAAUAAAGAAAUGAGAUGGAAAGAUUA
Messenger RNA from Phascolarctos cinereus (koala), 4153 nucleotides. The record is from RefSeq and is a predicted model, not a curated record. Lineage: Eukaryota; Metazoa; Chordata; Mammalia; Diprotodontia; Phascolarctidae.